Helianthus annuus (common sunflower) is the source of this 1623-nucleotide messenger RNA. Its product is annotated as rhomboid-like protein 15. The coding region runs from base 133 to 1329 and encodes 398 amino acids. Gene Ontology annotation, molecular function: ubiquitin-specific protease binding; misfolded protein binding; serine-type endopeptidase activity. The record is from RefSeq and is a predicted model, not a curated record. The transcript is spliced from 12 exons. Gene Ontology annotation, cellular component: endoplasmic reticulum membrane; Hrd1p ubiquitin ligase ERAD-L complex. NCBI's taxonomy places the organism in Eukaryota, Viridiplantae, Streptophyta, Magnoliopsida, Asterales, Asteraceae. Gene Ontology annotation, biological process: endoplasmic reticulum unfolded protein response.
UUUCUUACAAAGGCCCGUUUCGAUAACCCCACCGGGAUCAAAGUCGACGAAACGUCGAGAACCGUCGGUAAACCAAACAAACAAAUAACGACUACUGAUUUCCAGUUUCCUCUAACCAAAUUGCAGCAAACGAUGAGAUCAAACAUUGUCUCUGAGGCAGGUUUGCCUACAAGAUUCAAGCAAUGGUGGGAAGGCAUGCCGUUUCUUACGUCUGUGGUGGUUGCGGUUUGCACUGCGAUAUACCUGGUUUGUCUUUUGAUAGGAUACGACUCUUUUCUAGAAGUAUGCUUCUUGCCCUCUGCUGUUAUUUCAAAGUUUCAAGUUUACAGGGUUUUCACAUCUAUUUUAUUUCACGGUUCAAUACUCCAUCUUGUUUUCAAUAUGAUGGCCCUAGUUCCUUUAGGCUCAGAGUUGGAAAGAGUUAUGGGUUCAAUCCGUCUGUUAUACGUGAUUGUUUUGUUGGCUACAACUAGCGCUAUCUUUCACCUUUUAAUUACAUUAAUAGCUGCCUUCAAUCCGGUUUACUCAUAUAAUCAUUUCAUGGACGAGUGUGCGAUUGGCUUUUCGGGUGUUCUAUUCUCCAUGAUUGUUAUAGAAACAAGCUUAAGUGGAGUCCAAUCUAGAAGUGUGUUUGGACUUUUCAACGUACCUGCCAAAUUGUAUCCAUGGAUGUUAUUGGUGGUGUUCCAGCUUCUUAUGACAAACAUCUCAUUACUUGGACACUUAUGCGGGAUUUUAUCUGGAUUUGCGUAUACGUAUGGUUUAUUCAACUUUAUAAUUCCGGGCAGCUCUUUCUUUUCGGGCAUAGAAUCUGCUUCUUGGCUUUCAACUUGUGUGCGUAGACCGAAAUAUAUAAUGUGCACAGGUGGUGAUCCUUCUGGAUACAUCCCUACAUAUACCACUCGUAACACAACAUCCAGUGAAUCUAUGGCUGGGAAUAUGUGGACAAACUUGUCUUCAUGGAUGCCACGUAGAGAGGUGCUUCCGCAGUCAACAGAAGAAAAUAGCAGAUUCCCUGGGCGUGGAAGGACACUUAGUGCACCUCAAAGCGAAACGGGCCCCACCAAUGGUAAUGACUCGAGUCUACAAGCUAGACUUUUAGAAAGUGGCAACAGCCCGGUUCACCCGUCGAGUCAGGAAGCAAUAGAUGCAGGACAACAGAGAAUCAAUAGAAGGCAGCCAGGGAUAGAGGCAACUGUUCCAUCAGAUGAAGAGAUUCAAAAGCUUUUAGCAAUGGGUUUUGAUAAGACGCAGGUUGAAGUUGCCAUAGCUGCUGCUGAUGGGGAUCUCAAUGUAGCAGUUGAAAUACUCAUGACCCUACAGGGUUGACUUGUACAGGCUGGUUGUUGAUGAGCACAUUAAUACGACAGGCGUAUGCAGCUCAAGGAGGUCCAUGUUUGCGGGUAUCUGCAUCUAUGUCUAAUGAUCUUUCUAAUUUUACUUUCUUUUUUUAAUCUUUUUAGUUUCUGUUUAUACGCUUUUAUACGGUAGUAACACUAACAAUUAAAAAAAUGGAAAAUAUCUGUUCUUGGUUGGGUUUAAUGUAGUUAAACCAUGUAUAGGAUUGAUGAUUGUUAAAACCCUCACCUUUUAUGGACAAUUAGUUUUUCUAGAGGUGGCAAA